This is a messenger RNA of Pristis pectinata (smalltooth sawfish), 2740 nucleotides long. It is a transcript of the gene vhll, whose product is annotated as von Hippel-Lindau tumor suppressor like. Bases 362 to 847 code for a protein of 161 amino acids. The record is from RefSeq and is a predicted model, not a curated record. The transcript has 3 exons. Lineage: Eukaryota; Metazoa; Chordata; Chondrichthyes; Rhinopristiformes; Pristidae.
GCUACUUCUCACUGCUCACAGGCACUAUGCAGAGGACUGCACAUUUGUGCUAAUGCAAGAGGGGGAAUCUUCACCAACAGGCCUGCAGAAUGUUUCUGGGAAUAGUCUGUGAGGAGAAUGUUGAAAGCUGAUGGCAGAAUUAUCAUUCAAACGUAGGUUAUUUGUUUUACAUCCUUACCCUAACGUGCAUUCUCUACACCCGGGCUCUGCCUGACUAUUCGCACCCACACCCCACUCCACGGCUCACUGUGAGGAUAUUGUCGUUUGAGUUUGCCGCUUCCUGUUUGCUUGCAAUAGAUUCAGAACCAAAGUGAAAGCGAUCAAUAGCGACAACAAAGCCAGAGUUUGAACACUCGAAUUCAUGGCUCACGCAGACGAGCAGCCUGCAUACGCGCUGAGAUCUCUGCAUUCAGAAGAAGUUAGUUUUGUUAGAUUUGUUAAUCUGACCCAGCGCACCGCAAGACCCUGGUGGAUCGAUUUUAAUGCACGUCCUCAGAAUUAUGAUGACAUUGCACCGGGAGGCACUCUGCACAUGUGCACCUAUCGCACUCAUCCUUGGGUUUUUCGAGAUGCAAACACUGGGGAUAAAUUGCUUAUAAAUAACGAUGAGAUUUAUUUUCCAACAUCUGCAUUAUACGAUGGAAACAAACCCAUUUAUCUUCCUAUUUACAUCACAUUUCCAGUGUAUUCACUGAAGGAUUGUUGCUUGCAAUGUAUUCGCAAACAUGUGAAGUUGGAAGACUACAUAAAGUUGGAAAUUCCACAGUCAUUGCAAACUGAUCUUAAAAAUUCUCCACAUCUGCUAAGGGAGAUUAAAAACUUGAGCACUCGCUACAGAAACAGCUAACAACUUAAACAUUGCUAGUAUUGCUUGUGUGCUAUUUCCAUUUCCAUUUGCCUGCAUUUCUACCUUGCGUUAGCUUUGUAAACCUGUACAGCUAUUCAUUAUUAUUCCUUCGUUAAAGUACGGCUUGACUUCUUCCCUUUCUCUUGAAUUUCUAUGUUUUUACCAGUUUGAAGAAUUAUUCAAUAUUUAAUGGGACACUUAAAGAAUUAUUUUCCAAUAUAUAGUUACAAAAUUAGGGAUUUAUUAGUGGAGGAGAUGCUAAUUUUAUUCUGCCACUAUAAAAUUGAUGGAAGAUCUUAUGCAUUAAUUAUGAGCAUAAAAAUAGUUAGUUUGUAAAACAGGACAUAAUUGUAUUUGUCUUUCAAAUCAGGAUGAAAUUAAUUGCCCCCUUCCAUAAGUAAUGGUUAAGAAUGGAAUGCAAUAACAAUGAAAAAUCUCAUGCUCUGCUUCAUAGCCAAUAAGUUAUUAAUGUGCAGUUUAAAAAUCAAUACACUGACCAGCAAGUCAAAUAAUUCUAAUCUUUAAAACAAAGAGUUAAGAGCCACCUCACAAUUAUAGGUCUGGAUAUUUUCCAUCCCUCUGCCCCUGUGUUCCUACUAAAUGGUGAUUAAUAAAGUGCACCCAAAAUAUAGUAGGCCAGGUCAUUAGAGCAUCCUGACUGCUAUUGAAGAAUAGCAGCUUGGAAGGUUUAAGAACCAAAGGACAAACGGGAGGCCUUGUGAAUGAUGCUGUUUGAUUUAUGGUGUCACCUUUAUUGUCCCUGUCUUCCUUGGGCUGAUCUGAGGCAGUCUCGUGCACAAGCCCCAUUGUCAAUUUCUUUGGACUCUCCUGAAAGAGACCUUUCUGAUUCAGACAGAUGAAAAUGAAGUGAGAGGUCCAGGAAUGCAUUUCUACAGCUACGUUGCCUGUCCUUGCACUGACCUAGAUGUCUCAGGAAUUGUGGACAUUGCAAGUGAGCUAUAGGACUAACAGAACAUGUGUUGCCCCAUUUUCCUUUCCGUACAACUAAAGAAAUAAGAAUUUCCUGGAUACAAAGGGGAAAAUAUGAUAAGAUAUUUUGGGGGAUAAAUAUUACUCUGACAAUAAUAAUUGACCUUUAUCUCAUAAGAUAGUGAACACAUAAAGCAAUUGUUUUAUUGAUUGUUCUUGACUCACUCUUCAGUUUGUCAUCAGAAUCAGUUGUUAUAUGUAAGUUUGAACGUCUUUGUUGUCUCUGCAUGGUUUGUUAUUUCUGAGAAUUUACACUACUCGGUUUUUGAACACUCAGCAGCUCAGGCAGCAUCAGUGGAAAGAAAAAUAGAGUUACUGUUUCAGAUGUGGGAUAGGGAGUAAGCAAGUUAGCUUUACGUUGCAGUAAAGGUGGUGGAGGGUUAUCUGAUAGAUUAAUGGAGGUGGUAAGAGAGAACAUUUUAGGUCGGACAUCUUCCGAUGGAACUGGGAAAAUGAGAAAACAAGUUUGGCUUAAGUGGCUGAGUGAGGGGUGGAUAGGACAAAGAGUGAGGCCAAGGUUGCAGUAGUGAUAAGUGGUUGAUGAUGCAUCUGGCUGAAAGAUUAAUGAGGGCAAUUAGAGAGAGAGGGAGAAAAUAAACAAAGUGACAUGUAAGAACUAUGAAAUGCAGGUCAGGGCUGUAUAUGUUACCUCUUUUUCUCUUCCCUCAAAUGCUGCCUGACCUGUUGAGUGUUUUCAGUUUUUCCUGUUUUCAUUUCAGACUUCCAGCAUCUGCAGUUUUCUGAUUUUCAUUUCCUAUUGAUUUUGGGAUUGUUCAAUCUUGGACUCUAGAAAAAUGUUAUUCAUCAUUAAAUAAGCUCAAUAUAAAUGAUCUAUUAUCUCAUUAUUAUGUUCGCUACAUGAAUAGGUGCACUGGCAUGUGGAACAGCAUGGGAAUAGGGCAU